Siniperca chuatsi (mandarin fish) is the source of this 3247-nucleotide messenger RNA. RefSeq names its product peroxiredoxin-like 2A. The record is from RefSeq and is a predicted model, not a curated record. The transcript is spliced from 7 exons. Lineage: Eukaryota; Metazoa; Chordata; Actinopteri; Centrarchiformes; Sinipercidae.
UGUUAUUUUUUUUCAGCCCUUUGUCCUCCCCAGUGAUAAAGUGUCAGAACACAAAUGCAUUUGGCUGAUUUAGUGUUUGACACUGGAUGAGCUAAGUCCCGGGAGAAAAGAUAUUUCUUCGCAUUUUGGAAACAAUGAUAUCUUGAGGGUGUUUGUAGUCAGAGGGUCAGACUUUUGCCACGGUCCCGAUGCUGGCUCUGUCCAGGUGUCCGACAGCUUUGAGGUGGAGACUAUCCCUGCGUUGCUCUGCCCUCUCUUUGGGGAGCACUACCAUGAGCAGCCAGCCCUCCACCGCAGCCAAGCCCCAGUUUCUAAGAACCCAGACUGCUCUGUUUCACCAAAGUAAAGCCAAAGCCAGCCCUGACCCAAACAAGCCCGCUUCAGUGUUGUCCUCUGGGUCCGAGCUUGAGGGGAUGGGGAUGUGGUCGUUGGGUCUGGGCGCUGUCGGAGCUGCGCUAGCCGGGAUCUUCCUGGCCAACACUGAUCUGUGUCUGCCUAAAGUUGCCCAGGCAUCGCUCGAGCACCUUGAAGAUGCCGACCUGCGCUCCACCAUAGACGAUGGCAAGGUCAUCAAAGCAAAGAGCCUGUGGGACACGAACGGGGCUGUGGUCAUGGCCGUACGACGACCCGGAUGAUUUUUGUGCAGAGAGGAGGCCUCUGAGCUGUCCUCUCUGAAGCCCCAGCUGGACGAGCUCGGGGUCCCUCUGGUUGCUGUGGUGAAGGAGAACGUCGGCUCAGAGAUCCAGGACUUCAGACCGCACUUUGCUGGGGAGAUCUACAUAGAUGAACAGAAACACUUCUACGGCCCACUGCAGAGGAAGAUGGGGGGUCUGGGGUUCAUUCGCCUCGGAGUGUGGCAGAACUUCAUGCGGGCCUGGAGGUCCGGUUACCAGGGCAACAUGAACGGCGAGGGCUUCAUCCUUGGCGGAGUGUUCGUCAUCGGAGCGGGAGACCAGGGGAUUCUCCUGGAACACCGUGAGAAGGAGUUUGGCAAUAAGGUGGAGAUCGCAGAUGUUUUAGAGGCUGUUAAGAAAAUUGUACCAGUGAAAUAAGUUUUUUUUUUUCCAUAAAACAAAUGCCAUUAGACAAAGUUACAGUGUAUUUAGAUCAAAACUAGAAUUGAAGAAAUAAUUAGCAUUUUUAACUUGACACAUAUUGAGUUGUAGUCAGAGUCUGUCCGUCACUGUUUGUGUUGUUUAAUAUCACUAUAUUGUCUGUCUUUUGCACAUUAAUUUACUGUUGGUUACAAAAAUUUAGCUGUGAAAUUCAGGACAGAGCCAAUAUUAUUUCAGGAUUUGUCACUGAUUAUUCCUCUUUACCUCUGCAGACACCUCAAAGCUAAUUUAUUUUGAGACGGGUAUUAAAAACAGGUACUAAGGGACUUAAAGGCAGCACUUUCAUUCAGGUACAUCAACCAUUACAUUUAAGAUCAUUUGAAAUCUUCUGUUUAGAGAACCACAUAACGCCAUCUUGGAAUUAUAAGGUUCCAUCUGCAUGCUGAGCAGUUUUGAGAUAUUGAGCUUCAAAGUUUUUGCAUUCCAAAUAGCAAAAAUUAUAUGUAGAAUAAGUCUCUUUCACAAGUGAAAAUGACAGACAACCUAAAUGUAUUCUAAAUGCACAAUAUCACAAAUCCUGUCAAAUUUGUAAAUGGGUUUUUUGGAACAGGUCAAAUGUAGAUAGAACCUUGUAAUCCUAAGAACUCACGUUCUGCUUGGAAUUAAAAGGUUCCAUCUAGAAAACAUGAAAAGAAGCAAUGAUGAGGAACACAAACAGUUUGCUCAUAAUUAACAGUGUCUAAAUGUAUGAGAAAAUUAAUUUAAUGCUUUCUGACAUUUUUAUGACAUUUAUUUCUUCUUUUAGGACAAAUUGUAUUUUUCUUAUUCAAAAAAAGCAUUGCAGGUAACGUAUAAAGGUCAGUGCUAAAUAUUUUGUCCAGUGUAAAGGUCAAUUUUAGGUAGGAAUAUGGUUGGUUAUUAAACACAUUAUUCUAGGAACCAUUAGUUUAAGUUUCCUUUGGGUUAGAAAGCAAGCAGCUACUGUAAUAAAUCUAACCAGGACUUUAUUCCACAGAAAGUGGUAAGGGAAAGUAUAAGGAUUUUCUUGAUAUUCUCUCUACAGAUCAGUAUAGCAGGUAAAUAAAAUGUUGCAUUCAUCUACUAUAGGAAUUGUCCCAGCAAUUAAGUGUAACGGCAGUGUUAGGUUUUGUUUUAUAUCAGAAAUGUUGACUCUGAUGCACCAAAAUGUUUUAUUUUGGGGGGAAAGUAAAGGGAAAAAAAUAGAUGGAUGAAUAAAAUGAGUGUUUAUGUUGUAAUUAAGACCCCAUCAAUUAAAUGUAGACUAUUUAAUGACCUUUAAGGCUUAAUGUUUAUCAAAUUUAAGACAUUUUAAGACUUUUUAAAGAACUGCAAUACAUGUGUUCAUGUUUCACAAAGUUUUAUAAACUUAAUACAUUUUUUUUGAAGGACAGCAGUACAAAUACCAGGCCAGUUCAGUCUUGCUGAGGAGAUUAUUUAGAUUGUUAGCUAACAUGCUAGCCAGCUAACGCUACCUACUAAUGUUAGCAUGAAUGUUAGUCUGGCAGCUAAUGCUAACAUUAAGACGUAAGCACUAAAAGGAUAGAUUCAUGUUAUUUGAAGUCUAUACCCUUUAUUCCAGUCAUGGGCAAAACCCCAAACCUAUCCUUUAGCUAUUAAUGUUAGCAUUAUUUGCCAGACUAACAUUAGGAAGCUAGCGUUAGCUAGCUAGCAUGGUAGCUAACAAUGAAAAUAGUCACUGAGCAGUGCGGCAACAUGACAAAGAAGCAGAACCUGAUUGGUCCUCAUUUUGGACAAAAAUGUCAGAUAGAAGCUUAUAAUUCCAAGGUGAUGCAUAAAUCAAAGGCUGGAUUACACAUUUGAUUAAUUAUUCUAUUAACUCUUUCUGUGUUCUGUGUUAUCUCUGUUUCCUUCUCCUGGCCAGGCACUUAAAUGGGCCUCCAACAUGGCAGACGAGUGUGUGUGUGUGUGUGUGUUAUAAUGACAACUUGACUCUAAACUCAACACUGAGAGGAGCAGGUUUGAUGCUCAAACAGACAUGUUCUGCAACUGACGCCAUGUUGAGGAGUGUUUGUGGUGCCUGUAGCGUGUGUGUGUGUGUGUGUGUGUGUGUGUGUGUGUGUGUGUGUGUGAGAGAGAUUGUGUGUACCUGUACAUGUGAAUAAUAGCUGCAGGAAAUAAAAGCAAUGAAUAAAGAAGACCUCAUCACCAUA